This is a messenger RNA of Amoebophrya sp. A25, 471 nucleotides long. The record is from the annotation of a GenBank genome assembly. NCBI's taxonomy places the organism in Eukaryota, Dinophyceae, Syndiniales, Amoebophryaceae.
AUGUUCUGGUCCGCCCUUCCUGCUCAACACAAUACUGUACAAGAAGAAGAACAACAGUACAACGGAUGGAAAGCCAGGAAAAGACGCACGCACAGAUGUCAAGCAUUGAAUGAUCUAUCAGAGCCAGAGCAAGGCCAACUACGUGCUAGUUGUUCUAUCUCGAGCAUCCAUCGGCGUUCUGGUAUCUCUAGAAUCGAUCUCUUUGAGGAACAACGCACCAACUGCAACUCUUGCUGUUGUGUACACGAAAACUUCUGGUCGUGUUCCUGCUCGGCACGUUCGUCUUCUGGACGCACUCUAGUACCUACUGUGAGCUAGUGUCGUGCUUUGGCAGUCUUGGUAUGCAGUCAAACUUUUUCGCCGGUACAACAAGAACUCGCUGGAAGGGGAAUGUUUGUUACCGAGCUUCUACUUUUUUUACUUGUUAUUUUUAGGAAUUGAAUGGAGUCAAUGUCAAUCCUCGGAAAAAAG